Molecule: messenger RNA, 1663 nt
Organism: Durusdinium trenchii
Lineage: Eukaryota; Dinophyceae; Suessiales; Symbiodiniaceae
Source: the annotation of a GenBank genome assembly
CAUGCUAGGUGACACCCUGCAGCUUUGCGAAAGAAUCGCACUGGACGGUCAAACCCACGUGGCUCUGCGACCCAAAAGCGCUUUAUUAGAAUUGGGCGACAGUGAAUUCUGAAAGGCGGCAGUUCGCAAGCUCCAUUCGAAGGCCUGGGCUGCGCACGUUCGGAGCAACCCUGUGCGAGCUGCCCGGAAGGCCACGCAGGUCGCAGCCAAGAUGACACGGGACGCGGGUCCCGUCGGAUGCCGGAGCUGCGAAGCCGUCGUUUCGAGGCCCUGAAGCGACAAGCAUGUUGUGAGCGGGUCCGCUCCAACGACGCCAAGUUGCUGCGAGCUGGUCUUUGGUAUGUGCUGGGCGCAUCGCGUGGCAACUGUGGCCGGUGCUUGCAGCGAAGCCUGCGGAUUUUGCAAAAGAAAGGUGACAUCGCCCUUCUGCGGAUGAAGGCAGAGGUUCUGCUUCGGCUCAAGCGUUAUGUCGAUGCCUUCCAAGUCUUUCAUACGAUAGCCUCGACACCUAAAGCCAAAGAGGAGCUUCUGGUGUCACCUUUCCGUAUACGUCACGACACGAUGCUUUUGGAACGGGCAGUUGCACAUGGCAGACUUGACAAUGCGCUAGGUCAGAAAGCGAUGUCAGCAUUGCGCUCGGUGCUUUCUCAGAUGGAGCUGGAGGAUGCAGGUGAGCUUUGGUGGGCUCGGGUCAACGAGCUCGCCAGUAGCACCAAGCAACUGCUGCAGGAAGGCCAGUAUGAUUGCUUGACCGAUGCUUGCCCAUACCAGAUCAGUGAGGGCUGGGAAUGGGAGGAUCCUUUGAACGAGCAGCCGUGGGAUUUAUUUGCACAGGAGUUUGCUACGAAGGGCCUCUUUCUGCUUGACGACUUUUUUAGCGGUUCCGCUCUUGCAGAACUGUGGAGAUAUUCUACAGAGGCGCCUUGCUUUCGUUCGCUGCGGCCGGGCUACUUGGGGGCCUUUCCAUCCGAUGGCUGCGUCCAUCCGAUCAUUCGCCGAGCAGCAGAGAGCUUGGAAGCGCAUUUGCCGAAUAUCUUUCGCAAACACCAUCUCACAAGGUGGUGGAUCUUCAAAUAUCUUCCCUGUGGGUCUUCUGGAAUUGGAAUUCAUGCGGAUGAUGCAGCAGUGAACGUCAACAUAUGGCUGACUCCAGACAGUGCCUGCAAGAAAGGUGGUGGGCUCGAGAUCUUCAGGUCUGUUCCCAGUCGUGGCUCCUGGACAGCUGACAUCAAUCGGGUUCCAGCCGGCAGUGAGCAUGAGGCCUGGCAUAAGGCCCUCCUCAAGGGUGGAGUCGACAAGAUUACCUACAAGCAGAACCGUGCAUGCAUCUUUGUCUCUGAUCGUUUCCAUGCGUCUGAGCCUUUUGUUUUUCCGGACCCAUCGAUGCCUCGGGUGAAUCUGACCUUGCUCUUUGGCGACCGACUUGGAUGAAGAACUGACCGUCAUCAUCGACCUGGAACAUGGAGGACCCAUGCCGUCUCUACUGGCAGAGACGACCAGCUCGCAUUUGCUUCGAAGAACUGACGCCUCCUCCUCUUCCGUGUUCGCCUCCACAGAGGUGUUUUUCAAUGCUGAGAUCCGAAGGAAUCCGAAGGAACUUGAAGCUUCAGUGCAGAGCAUCAUUCACUCCUGUGCAGCAGCGGCCUAUGGACAUGGAGCCGCG